Molecule: messenger RNA, 1880 nt
Organism: Physella acuta
Lineage: Eukaryota; Metazoa; Mollusca; Gastropoda; Physidae
Product: F-box only protein 39
Molecular function (GO): protein binding
Source: RefSeq, a predicted model, not a curated record
UUUAGAUAGUAUGAUGGCGGUAUAAAGUUAACACACAAAUAGAUCUAGUAACAGCGAUAUUUUAAAUUUAAUAUGCAUCAGAUUAAAACAUGCAAAAUAGAUGGUGGUAACAUGGAGGAGGAGCAGUCCACAGAGAGUGUUUGGCCCCAGCUGCCGUUUCAAAUCCUAAUUGACAUCGUUAAGAACCUGAGCAACCGGGACAAGUUUAACGCUGCCCUGACGUGUAAGGCGUGGGUUCCACUCCUAGACAUACCUGCCUUGUUUACCACGGGGCAUUUCCUGUUCCCGUUGGGUGACGUCAAGAGUGCGCUGACGUUUGCAAGGGCACGAGGAAAAUGGCUACGUCACGUCUACGCUGAUUGUUCAGAGUUAGCCUAUGGCAACGAGGAUUCAUCAGUUAUUGAUGCAAUGUACCAGUUGGUGGCCAGUCUUCUUCACAGUGGGAACAAAAAACUAGAAAGAAUUAGCUUUAAGGACCUGACGCUUUUGAAUAAAUGGUACGGUGGAAAAAGAAGAACCCUGGCAGACUUCUUAAAAAUUAUAUCGACACUGAUCGAAACACAGCAGAAUCUAAAGGAACUGGAUCUCACUAAUGCUGGAUUAGACGCUGAUGAAGGAGGUCAUCUGUUGAGAGAGGUCAGCAGAACCUGCGCUAAAAAUCUACACAGACUGGCAAUCGACAGGUUUAUAAAAUUCGAUAACCUAUCGAAUUUAACCCCAUUUCAUUCUGCUCUCUACAGUUUUGAAAGUUUGAAAGAGCUAGAGAUCAGUUAUGAUUUUUUGAGCAACAAAUUUUUGAACGAUCUGACUAAAUCGUCCAAGAGCAGUUUGCGCUUGCAAGUGUUAAAAAUGCGGGCCAUAUAUACAGCUGACGCCCAUCGUAACACCAGCCCUCACGUUUGGCGGAAGCUCAAAGCGUCAUUUCCUGAUCUCAAAGUAUUUUUUUUUCUCAAACCGGAAAGUCUAUCAACGGAGUCCUAUUACGACGAAUUACCUCUAGCUAUUUUAACCCCAUGUAUGCCCCUGCACGGGAUGCAUUGGAACUGUGGCAGCAUAAUAUCCAUUGGGAACAUCAUCCAAGGCUUGAAGUAUGUCGCUGCUAAAUUUAAGAAUUCUCUACAUUGUAUGGACUUGACAUCAGAAGUUCGCCUAGGCAAGGAAGACAUUGGUGAAAUUUUCAAAAGUUUACAAGUGUGUUCACGUCUCGAGACCUUUGCUCUACGUCUGCCUUGUGAUUUAAAAACAGACGAACGGGACUACAAACUAGCGCUUUCAGAGGUCAAGACCCAGCACAACGCGACCUAUGUCGUUACCUUUAAUGGUCAGAAAGUAUAGGACAUUGUAGGCCUACACGUUAUUGAUGUAUGGUUUGUUGAAGCUUUGGAUAUUUGGUUGAUUGCCUCACAGUGUAGACAAUCACAGUAUUUUAAUACCCACAUAACUGCAGAAUACUAUGUUGGUGUAGGUGUGCUUGUGAAAAGUAUAUUAAAGGAUGGUGUCUUUUGUUGUGAAUGAGAGAUGUAAUGUUAGUGAAGAGAUUGGUAAAAAUGAAAAUUCUUAAAACAGCAACCUAAACAUUAAUCUAUAAAUUUUUUUAGAUGAAACUUAGAGAGCACUAAAAUUGUUUUGUAUUAAUUAAGCCACUGCUUUUUAGUUUAGAUAAAAAUAACCACACUUUUAACACAAAUUAACAUCGUGAUGUUAUUACAUAUAUUUCCGUGAAAAUUUAGAUAGAAUAAAAGGUUUUUUUUCUUCUCACAUUUUCGACGAAUUACCGUAAUUAUACCUCCUCGAACAUUACUUAUACAAAAUGCGGAGAGGGUGUAAUGAAACUUACAGUAAACUAUAUAUCAAAAGUUUAUAGCUUUUCAAAAUAAAUG